Molecule: messenger RNA, 3207 nt
Organism: Hansenula anomala
Lineage: Eukaryota; Fungi; Ascomycota; Saccharomycetes; Phaffomycetales; Wickerhamomycetaceae
Exons: 1
Coding region: 1-3207 (1068 amino acids)
Biological process (GO): proteolysis
Molecular function (GO): aspartic-type endopeptidase activity
Source: RefSeq, a predicted model, not a curated record
AUGCUAAGUUACAAGUGCUUAUUAGGUAUUGCAUCAUUGUUACCACAAGCGUUUGCUUUGCUAAGAGUCCCAGUUGGUCCAAAUGGUGGUUUAGAAAGAUUAGUCAAGAAAGAUGCUUUUGAAACUGACACUUCAGUUCAAACUUAUAUCAUUCCAGGUACUGAUUUUUACUUCGGUAGUGAACACCAAAAAGUUUUUGUAUCAUUUGAUACAGGUUCCUACACAAGUUAUGUUCAAGACAGCUCAAUUUCAAAAAAUGGUUUCAAUGGUAACGACUCUACUUCUUUGAUCUCCUUGCAUAAAGAUUACUCUGUUGAUUAUGCUGAUGGUACAUCGUUCAAAGGUACAUGGGUCGCUGAUAAUGUGUCAUUUGAUAACGAAAAUACACAUACUGCUAACUUAACUUUUGGCCUCGUUGAUGAUGCUGCAGAUUCAACCAACAUUUUUGGUUUAGGUUACUAUCCAGAUUCUCCAGAUCCAACUUUUAUUGAUACCUUGUUUAAACAAGAAAUCAUUUCCAAGAGAGUCUUUUCAGUUUAUCAAGAUUCUUUAACAAAAGGUGAAUUUACAUUUGGUGGUAUUGAUACUUCUAAAUUCAGUGGUGACUUAACCGCCAUCCCUGUUAUUGAUGCUCAAUCUUGGAAUGUUAAACUAUUUGACUUUUACCAUGGUUGUGAAACUUUGACAAACGGUAACUCUUAUCCAAUUUUGAUUGAUACAGGUUCUUCAACAGGUUUAUAUUUACCAGAAGAUGUUUAUAACAAGUUGAUUAACAAAUUAGAAGCAAAAUAUGAGUCAACUUUGAAAGGUUACAUCUUUGAUUGUUUGAAAGCUCAAUCUUUAACUUUAGAUUUUGGUGGUAUCCAAAUUGAAAUUCCAACAUCCUCAUUUGUUCAAGGUGUCUCUGGUACUGAUUACUGUACAGUUAAUUGGAGAGUCAGCUCGCAAGGGUCAUUUCAAUUAGGUUGGACCUUUUUCAACAAUUUCUACUUUGUUUUUGAUGCUGAAAACAAGGAAAUUUUGAUUGGUGAGCCGAUCAAAAACUCAAGUGAUGAAAGCGUUGUUGAGAUUACAGGUGAUGUUCCAAGCUCUGUUCAGGCUGCUAGCUACUCACAAACAGAUAUUGUUUCCACAAACUCUAUUGACUAUACAUCAGCAUCUACUGUUAGCAUUUUUGCUUCAUCUUCAUCAUUAGGUGACUACUAUAAUGGUCCAACAGGUUUGACCACUUGUACCCCAACAAGUUCAAGCUCAUUAUCAAGCUCUUCAAGCUCUUCAAGUGCAAGCUCAAUCUCAUCAGCUAUUUCAAGCUCUUCUGUUAUUUCAAGCUCAGAGGCUAUUUCGAGUUCAGAAUCAUCAAGUUCUUUAUCUGUUUUCAGCACCAGUGCAUCCUCAUCUGACUCCAGCAUUGAAUCAUCAAGCUCUGCCAUUACUAGCUCCAUUAAUGAAUCCUCCAGCUCUGAUGCUAGCUCUGCUGUCGAGUCAUCUGUCUCCAGUGCUGAACCAUCAAGCUCUGGUAUUACUAGCUCCAUUAAUGAAUUAUCCAGCUCUGCUGUCGAGUCAUCCAGUCCUGUGCUAUCUUCAGUUGCUUCUAUUGAAAGUUCAGACGUCUCUAACGCUGCUUCCGUUUCUGAAUACCCAAGCUCAUUCCCUUCUUCUUUCCCAACCAUUUCAGCAACUGUCCCAUCAUCAUCUUCGUUAUUAAGUUCUUCUCCAUCAGCUCUAAGCUCAACAUUCUCCGGUUAUUUUAACAGUUCCAGUUCAGUACCAGUCGUUUCGGAAUCAUCAUCUGCUUUGCCAAGUUCAUCAGCAACACCAUCUAUCAAUGGUUCAUUUGUCGAUGGCUCACCAAUAUGGGAUGUUUAUAUACCAUUUGAACUAGGUCCUUGGAGUCUUGUUGAGAUUUAUUCUGCUAAAGAAGCUGAAUUUACAUACAGUCAUAUUGAUUUAUUGGUUUCUGGCUCAAAAGUUUCCCCAUCGGUCUUCCAACAAAAUGGCGGUUCCUUCCAAUACAAUUAUGAUGGUGAAAUUGAAGAUGGUGAAACAUUGCAAGCCCAUAUUGUUGCUGCUCCAUUCACUGGUCAAUCAGCUACCAUUGAUAUCGUCAUUGCUAUUACUGAUAGAAACGGGGCUAAACUUGUCAAGAGAGCUACUCAAAGUUUCACCUUGAGUAAUACUAUCACUGCAUCAGCCUCUUCAUCAUUAUCCUCUACUUCUUCAUCUGCUACUACAUCUGUUUUAUCUAGUUUGAUAGCUUCAGAAUCACCAUCUGCUUCAGCUACAGUUAUUUCUUCACCAUCCAAUUCUGACACAGCGUCCACAGUUGAACCAGUUUCUUCUUCAUCAAUUUCAGAAGCUUCAAUUUCAGGCACUGGAGAUUCCUCUAACGUUGUUGCUGGUGAACUAUCCACUUCCACAGCUGUGGUCGAAAACUUGCAAACCACUAUUGCAACCGUUACUUCAUGCUCUGGCCAUGUUUGUACUGAAGAACCAACCACAGUUGUUGUUCAAACUGUUACUCAAACACUUGGUAACAUCAUCAAUGUCUACACAACUUAUUGUCCAUUAAGCUCUGAUUCAUCAUACUCUCCAUCAAGUGUUCCUAACACCGUUGCUUCAACUUCUGAAACCACACCAAUUGCCGUUCCAUCAACUACUACAAUCAAGGAAGAAUCAAGUGCAACAGUUGCAUCAACAUCAGAGACUACCCCAGUCGCAGCUACUUCAGUUACUACAGUUAAAUCAAGUGCUGAAGUUACUCCUGGUAAAAGUUCAAUUUCAACUUCAAAAGCUAGUGUUUCAAUUGGUUCAGGUGUUGAGAGUACCUCAACUCAAGUUGUCCAAGUUACCUCCACCUUACCAGAUGGUAAAGUUACAACCAUCGCAUCAACUCAAGAGUCAUCAGCCCCAGCUAGCUCAGGUACUCCAGUCUCUAAUGGCUCAGCAUUGGUCAGUACUCAGUUGGUCCCAACUUCAACACAAGGUGAUUCUACAUUAUAUGUUACCCAUUUGGUUACUCAAACUACAGAACCAGUCUCAGGUGGUGUUUCAAGCAGCUCUAUCCCAAAACUGUUAACUCAAGGUGGUGCAUCAAAUAAUGGUACUAAUCCACAAUCCCCAGCUCAAGUUUCACAAUAUGAAGGUUCUGGUAACAGAUUAGUCGCUGGUAUGUUGAGCGCUCUGCCAAUUGUCGUUAUGUUUUUCUAA